UGGAUUCAUAGCAUUCCCACUGGUUUACCCAGCUUACAACGAAAAGGGUAGCUUCCACGAAGUGAUCCUCUCAACCCCACCGUGAUUUCAAGCACAUCCUUUCAAUCUGGUGUGGAACGCUUCCAAAUUACAAUGCAUUGGCUUUUGAAGGUACCACACUUGUUUCAUUCAACCCACCAACUAGCAUUUACUUGUUGAACAUCUUUCAGCUCUCAAAACAACGUCCCAGAUCAAAGACAGCUCAGACCUUUGAGAUGAAGAACUGCCCCUAGAGAAAGAUUUCACAGAAGGAAAUGCGAUCAUAUAAGGAAGGUUGCUGUCUUCGUCAUGGCAAUCAAUAGCGAAUAUCUUCUGUUCCUUCUCUGGCUACAAGUCAGCGGUGCUAAGUACCUCAUCUUGAUCCGCAACUCCGCCUUCCUAAUCCCAAUCAGGAUGUCUACCCCCUCAGACGAACAUUGGCUGAAUCGUGGCUACAAUCCCUUCUGCUGCAAUACAUGGAAGCCCACAGUCUUCCCAUCACCGACAAAGAUGCCAACAUCCUUUCCACCAGAGACCGUACUUCCAACCACAAGGCCAUCUUGGACGGAUCCGUCCCUUACCCGAGUGGGCGCGGAGUACUUGAGAUACGCUGAAGCAAAUGAUCAUCCUAGACUCGAUCAUCUGCUCGCAUGCAUCAAUGAGAAGAAAGUCGUUGGUCCACCGGCCGCGCCAAAAGAUCGGGACCUCGUGGUAGUGGCACUGGACUCGGCUCCAUGGAUGGUAUACCUUGGUUAUCGUGAUGGCCACACACUGCAUACAUACCUGGUGCCUUCCAACACAAGAGAUGGUUACCUGAUGGAGAUCUGCCGUGGAAAUCAGCUUGAUGGGUUUAAACGUGCGUUCCCUUCGUAUGUGGAUCGCUUUUCAGAGCGGAGUAAAGGCACAAUUAGGUUGAAAUGUGAGGAGCAUGGCAACAAAUCUCAGUGCUGGUUCUUCGAGCGCAAAGAACUAAAUAGCUCUGCUUGAAGGGGACUGGUGGAUGAGGGGGCCAAAUGAAAGGCCACAACUGAAUGAUUGGUGUUGGCAAGGCGAAUGUAUCGCGGGGCUUGUCAUGGUAGCUGUGGAUAGA
Mollisia scopiformis is the source of this 1108-nucleotide messenger RNA. RefSeq lists its product as uncharacterized. The record is from RefSeq and is a predicted model, not a curated record. Bases 328 to 1005 code for a protein of 225 amino acids. Lineage: Eukaryota; Fungi; Ascomycota; Leotiomycetes; Helotiales; Mollisiaceae. The transcript is spliced from 2 exons.